Molecule: messenger RNA, 1077 nt
Organism: Tarenaya hassleriana
Lineage: Eukaryota; Viridiplantae; Streptophyta; Magnoliopsida; Brassicales; Cleomaceae
Product: phytosulfokine receptor 1-like
Exons: 2
Coding region: 1-1077 (358 amino acids)
Molecular function (GO): protein binding
Source: RefSeq, a predicted model, not a curated record
AUGUGGUGGCCAAGCGACCCAGAGAAUAUCUCGUCUUGCAGGAGGCUGAGAGACGUUAAUCUUGGCCGAAAUCCUUUCAGUGGUCAGCUUCCAGAGAGUUUCAAGAGCUUACAGAGUCUCUCUUAUCUCUCGCUUUCAAACUGUAGCCUCGUUAACAUCUAUUAUGCGCUUCAAAUCCUUCAGCAGUGCAAGAACCUCACCACUUUGAUACUCACAUUGAGUUUCCAUGCAGAGGCAUUGCUUGAUGACCCGAGUCUUCGUUUCGAGAAGUUGAAGGUCCUGGCCAUUGCAAUUUCCAGGCUUACUGGUUCAUUUCCAAGUUGGUUGAGGAAGAGCACUGAACUGCAGCUGUUGGAUCUCUCAUUGAACUCUUUUACAGGGGAAAUACCAAACUGGAUUGGUGACUUUACCGAUCUUUUCUACUUGAGCUUGUCAAACAACUCAUUCGCUGGGGAAAUCCCAAAAAGCCUGACCAGGUUGCCGAGCCUUAUGUAUAGAAACAUCUCACUCGAGGAGCCAUCCCCAGAUUUCCCCUUAUUCUUGAAAAGGGAUGAAAGUGGACCAACUCUGCAGUACAAUCGUGUUUUAAGGUUCCCACCAACGGUAAUUCUCAGUCGCAACAAUCUCAUCGGGCACAUAUGGAAGGAGUUUGGGAAUCUAAAGGAGCUCCAUAUCUUUGAUCUGGGGAUGAAAAGUUUAUCCGGAUCAAUCCCGAGUUCCCUUUCCGGGAUGACAAGCUUGGAGGUUCUUUAUUUGUCCUACAACGACCUCUCCGGUUCAAUCCCAAAUUCUCUGGAGAAACUGACUCUUCUUUCGAAAUUCAACGUGGCUCACAACAAUCUCUCGGAUCUGAUCCCAUCUGGUGGCCAGUUUCAGUCAUUUUCGGAUUCAAGUUUUGAGGGCAAUAGUCUCUGCGACUCCCAACGGUUUCCAUGUGGGUUAGAUGAUACAGCAGCAGACACAACAUCAGUCGGAAGAUUUAGAACCAAAGACAUUGCUCUUGUAGGAGCUGCCAUUGGAUUCCCAUUUGGUGUAUGCUUCUAUAACUUGUUCUUUUACAGGCGUUUUAUCUUAUAG